This is a messenger RNA of Trifolium pratense (red clover), 2608 nucleotides long. RefSeq names its product ABC transporter G family member 25. Bases 186 to 2186 code for a protein of 666 amino acids. Lineage: Eukaryota; Viridiplantae; Streptophyta; Magnoliopsida; Fabales; Fabaceae. Gene Ontology annotation, molecular function: ABC-type transporter activity; ATP hydrolysis activity; ATP binding. Gene Ontology annotation, cellular component: membrane. The transcript is spliced from 3 exons. The record is from RefSeq and is a predicted model, not a curated record.
UUGUUCCUCUCACUUCACUUCCCCUCUUCUUUUCUCUCUUUCCCAUACCCUUCAAUUCCCUCAUCAUCAUUUUUCCUACCCUUUGAUUCCUUAUAUAUCUCUUCUCUUUUUGUCCCCUAACUUGAGAGAUAUAUAUAUUUAUUUUUCCUUAAAAACCAAAUACAACAUAACAAAAUUAAGUAAUAAUGCCAACAUCAACAACAACGUUUGGUGGUGUAGAAACUUCAAAUGCAGACUCAUCAUCCAAACACACCCCCCAAGAAUCUCGUGACCCUCCUCCUUUACUCUCUUCUUCUUACCCAAUCACUCUUAAGUUUAUGGACGUGGGAUACCGAUUGAAGAUAGAGAACAAAAAAGGAAACGGAGGGUGCAUCAAGAAUUUCUUUACACCAUCAUCAUCAUCACCGUCUGAUCAAAGAUCAACGCAAGAGCGAAUCAUACUUAACGGAGUAACGGGAAUAGCUUACCCAGGAGAGAUCCUAGCCAUUCUAGGUCCAUCAGGAAGCGGAAAAUCAACGCUCCUAAACUCACUAGCAGGAAGACUUCAUGGAAACGGACUCACCGGAACAAUUCUCGCUAACUCAUCAAAACUUAACAGAACGGUUCUCCGUCGAACCGGAUUCGUUACACAAGAUGAUAUUCUCUACCCUCAUUUAACCGUCCGCGAGACGCUGAUUUUCUGCUCCAUGCUUCGUCUCCCGAGAAAACUUUCUCGGGAAACGAAAGUAUCAGCGGCAGAAUCAGCUAUCGCGGAACUUGGUUUAACAAAGUGUGAGAACACUAUAAUUGGCAACAGUUUCAUUCGCGGUGUUUCUGGUGGAGAGAGGAAGAGAGUGAGUAUAGCUCAUGAGAUGUUAGUAGACCCGGCGUUAUUGAUCUUAGAUGAGCCUACAUCUGGAUUGGAUUCAACGGCGGCGCAUCGGCUUGUUUCGACGCUGGGAUCGUUGGCGAGGAAAGGGAAGACGGUGGUUACGUCGGUGCAUCAGCCAUCGAGUCGUGUAUACCAAAUGUUUGAUAAAGUGAUUGUGUUAUCAGAAGGUCAGUGUAUGUACUACGGGAAAGGAACCGACGCUAUGAGAUAUUUUGAGUCGGUUGGAUUCGCGCCAUCAUUUCCGGUAAAUCCGGCGGAUUUUCUGCUUGAUCUUGCUAACGGUGUUUGCCAUGCAGAUGGUGUAAGUGAGAAAGAUAGACCAAACAUAAAGCAAAAUCUAAUUCAUUCAUACAACACAGUAUUGGGUCCAAAGGUGAAAGCACUUUGCAUGGACACAGCUAAUGUUUCAACAAGAGACUCUAAGUCUAACCCUUUAAGAAACAACUCUUCAAAAGAACAUAGAUCAUAUAAUAACAGAUUCAGUAUCUUUGAUUGGUUUUACCAAUUCAAUAUUCUGCUCCAAAGAAGCCUCAAAGAAAGAAAAUAUGAAUCAUUCAACACACUAAGAGUUUUUCAAGUUGUUGCUGCUGCAUUACUAGCUGGUUUAAUGUGGUGGCAUUCAGAUUAUAAGAACAUUCAAGAUAGACUUGGAUUACUCUUCUUCAUUUCAAUCUUUUGGGGUGUAUUCCCAUCUUUCAACUCUGUUUUCGCAUUCCCUCAAGAACGCGCGAUCUUUGUUAAAGAAAGAGCUUCUGGUAUGUACACAUUAUCAUCCUAUUUCAUGGCUAGAAUUGUUGGUGACUUACCAAUGGAGCUUCUUCUUCCAACAGUUUUCCUUAUCAUUACUUAUUGGAUGGGAGGAUUAAAGCCUGAUUUGUUAUCAUUUCUCUUGACUUUGUUGGUUGUUCUCGGAUUCGUGCUUGUGUCGCAGGGUCUUGGACUUGCUUUAGGUGCUGCAAUUAUGGAUGCUAAACAAGCUUCCACUGUUGCAGCAGUGACAAUGCUAGCAUUUGUUUUAACAGGUGGAUAUUAUGUCCAUAAGGUACCAUCUUGUGUUGCUUGGAUCAAAUAUAUAUCCACAACAUUCUAUAGUUACCGGCUUUUGACUAGAAUUCAAUAUGGCGACGGCAAGAAAAUAGCAAAUCUAUUAGGCUGCAAUCAUGAAGGUAUUACUAUUGAUGGAGCUAGUUGCAAAUUUCUUGAUGAAGAUGUGGUGGGUCAAAUUGGUGCAAUGGGAUGCAUUGGAGUGUUGUUUUUCAUGUUUGUGUUUUACAGAUUAGUGGCUUACCUUUGUUUGAGGCGCAUCAAGAGUUGAAAAAUUGAAUCAAUUUGUUGACUUCUAGUGCAAGCAACCAUAAAGUUCUUAAUUUUCACACUAGAGUGGCUAUAGUUGAUUUGAACUAACUAUAAUUGAAGAAUGAGAAAAUUUCUGUAAAGUUGUUAGAUAGUUAACAUCAAAAUUUGAAGUGAAGAAAGAAGGGUUUGAAUUCAAAUUCUGUAAGUUUCAUUCUGUACUCAGAAUAUUUAGGGAAGAAAUAAAGAAAUUUCUUUCAUAUGCAAUAUAUAAUCCUUAUGCUAUUCAUUCUGAAAUAGAUUACAAAUUCUGUAAAGUUUCAUUAUGUUAAGUUACAACUAAGAUAAGACAUGAAAUUAAUAAACUUAUAGUACUGAAAUAUUUUAUUUAAAAGAUAUAUAAAAUAAAUAAAAUGAAUUGCGUAUGUUUUCUUUUUCUCUCUC